UUGUAGUAAGAGGCUGCGGACAGAGGAGGGGAAGCUCACCAACGAAUGCACUACGCGCCGCUACUCCCUGGACGCGGCUUGCCAGCACCCAUGCAGUGAAAGAAAGGGAGAAAAAAAAAACUUCUGUUUUAGCUCAUUUUAUGGUGUCUAAAUUGAAGAUGGCGCCGUCGGGCUCGGGCAGUAUCAAAAGAAGCUGUCAGAGAGUUUUAUAUUGGAUCCCGGUCGUUUUUAUUACCAUCAUAGUGGCUUGGUCCUACUACGCCUAUGUUGUUCAGCUCUGCAUAGAGUCUGUUGAAAACAUCGGGGAAAAAAUUGUAUAUCUCCUGGCGUAUCAUCUCUUUUUCUUCAUGUUCACAUGGGCCUACUGGCAAACUAUUUUUACUAAGCCUAUGAACCCUCUGAAGGAGUUCCACCUGCCAUAUGCUGACAAAGAACUGCUGGAAAGAGAAGAUCGGGGAGAAUCACAGCAAGAGAUCCUAAGAAGAAUAGCCAAGGAUUUACCCAUUUAUACCCGGACCAUGUCUGGAGCUAUCCGUUAUUGUGAUCGCUGUCAGCUGGUGAAGCCCGAUCGAUGUCAUCAUUGCUCAGUCUGUGAUAAGUGCAUCUUAAAGAUGGAUCACCACUGUCCCUGGGUAAACAACUGUGUGGGCUUCUCCAACUACAAGUUUUUCAUGCUUUUUCUGUUAUAUUCUCUACUGUACUGCCUCUUCGUCGCUGCAACAGACUUGCAGUACUUCAUCAAAUUCUGGACUAACGGACUGCCUGAUACACAAGCUAAAUUCCACAUCAUGUUCCUGUUCUUUGCGGCCUCCAUGUUCUCUGUCAGCCUGUCCUCUCUGUUUGGGUACCACUGCUGGUUGGUCGGAAAGAACAGAUCCACUUUGGAGGCCUUCCGGGCUCCAGCCUUCCGCCAUGGAGCUGAUAAGAACGGCUUCAGCCUUGGUUUCAGCAAGAACUUCCGACAAGUAUUCGGUGAUGAGAAGAAAUACUGGCCCCUGCCAAUUUUCUCCAGUCAGGGUGAUGGCUGCUCCUUCCCAACCUGCCUUGUGAACCAGGACCCUGAGCAGCCAUCCACUCCUGCCGGAUACAACCCAUCAACCAAGAGUGCUGGAGAAACACACCAGUUCCCUGCCAAGCCUCUGAGAGAGUCGCAGAGCCGGCUGCUCAACAGUGGACAGUCCUGGAGCGAGGCUGAGGGAGCCGAUGACAAGGACAAGCGAGGUACAAGCAAUCCAGCAAUGACCAUAGAAAAUGAAACGUAAAUUGUAGGGGUAUUUCUACCUGGAAGUAAAGGAUUUCUGGUCCCUCUGUCUGUUUCUACAGAUGUGGCCUUUGCAGUCUGAUUCAGCCUAGAGGGUCCUUGCUUACCCACAGUCCAUGGUGUGCCUGUGUGGGUGUGCUGUCUUGGCAACAUCCCAUCAUCUAAUUAGCUUGCUUCAUCUCAUGGCUCGACACCGAAUCAGUGCAGUAGAUAGCUCCUUGGAAAGACAUGGAUUUAUUAUAUCCAUAAUGUUUGUUCCUAAAAACAUGGCUUCAAGUUAGAGAUUUGAGAUUCAAUGGAUCCUACAUGAUCAAGCUGAAAGAUCAAGCUGUGUUCCAGCGCAGAAACCAAACAGAGUUACGAGGACAAGUAGCAUUCCAAUUAUUCGUACUGUUUUUAACGUUUAUACGUGAAG
Molecule: messenger RNA, 1676 nt
Organism: Megalops cyprinoides (Indo-Pacific tarpon)
Lineage: Eukaryota; Metazoa; Chordata; Actinopteri; Elopiformes; Megalopidae
Gene: zdhhc2
Product: zinc finger DHHC-type palmitoyltransferase 2
Exons: 13
Coding region: 141-1262 (373 amino acids)
Biological process (GO): protein targeting to membrane; peptidyl-L-cysteine S-palmitoylation
Cellular component (GO): endoplasmic reticulum; Golgi apparatus
Molecular function (GO): protein-cysteine S-palmitoyltransferase activity
Source: RefSeq, a predicted model, not a curated record